Molecule: messenger RNA, 5044 nt
Organism: Alligator mississippiensis (American alligator)
Lineage: Eukaryota; Metazoa; Chordata; Crocodylia; Alligatoridae
Gene: TMPRSS4
Product: transmembrane serine protease 4
Exons: 11
Coding region: 1-2436 (811 amino acids)
Biological process (GO): proteolysis
Cellular component (GO): membrane
Molecular function (GO): protein binding; serine-type endopeptidase activity
Source: RefSeq, a predicted model, not a curated record
AUGGGUUUAAAUAGCACUGCUGCUGUCCCACGGCCAGCACCGAUACCACGGCCCACGGCAGCGCUGCCUGGCACAGCAGAAGGGCACCCGGGCUGCACAGCAUGGGACCCAGGCCACACUAAGGGCACUUGGCCACAGCAGUACACACGCUGGCUCCAGGCACCCCGGACUGGGAGAACCAGCUGCACGGAGCUGGCGAGGAUGGACCCGGACUCCGCACAGCCUCUGCAGAGAGGUCCCGAGCUGCUGCGCAAGCCCUCAGCUGUGCUGCAGGCCUUCAAGAGACUUGGCAUCCCCAUCAUCGCCGCUGUGCUGAGCGUCGCCACCCUCGUCGCCAUCGCCUUCCUGAUCAAGGGGCUGGUGGAGCACUACUACUUCUUCUGCAGCAAAACCUUCAAGUUCAUCCCGCGGCAGCAGCUGUGCGACGAGCAGACCGACUGCUUCUGGGGCGAGGACGAGGAGCACUGCGUGCAGCGCACCCCGCUUGGCCCCUCUCUGGGAGUCCGGGUGUCCAAGGACGGAUCCACCCUGCAGGUGCUCAACCGGGAGACCGGAGUCUGGUUCUGGGCAUGUCAUGACAGCUUCAAUCUGACGCUGGCCAGUGCGGCCUGCAAGCAGCUGGGCUACAACAGCGUCCCCACUUUCCAGGCCGUGGACACGGUGGACGUGCGGGGCUUGCCCUUCCGAGAGGUUACGCUGAGCAACGGCAGCCUCCACGUGCAGGACACAAGCAGGCAGUGCCUCUCGGGCUCCCGCGUUUCGCUCACUUGCUCCGGGUGCGGUGAAAGCCUCCGGACCCCGCGCAUCCUUGGGGGGGAGCGGGCCAUGAUCGAGGCCUGGCCGUGGCAGGUCAGCUUGCAGUACCAGAGGGAGCACAUGUGCGGCGGCAGCAUCAUUGGCCCGCGCUGGGUCCUCACCGCGGCACAUUGCUUCAAGACCAACCCAUGGACGCAGAGCUGGCACGUGCAGGCCGGCUCCGAGCUGCUCUCCGAUGCCAACACCAACACUGCCCUGGUGGAAAAGGUCUUUGUCCCGGACGGCACCUCUGUGAUCCCCCAGGGAGACGACAUCGCCCUGGUCAAGCUGCAGACGCCCUUGCGCCUGUCAGGCGUGGUCAAGCCCGUGUGCCUGCCCUUCUUCGACGAGGACCUCAACCCGGGCACCCCAGUGUGGGUGACAGGCUGGGGCUACACGAGGAGGAACGGUAAACUCUCCUCCGUGCUGCAGCAGGCAGAGAUCCAGGUGAUCUCCCAGAGCGUCUGCAAUGCCGUCAGCGCCUACCAGGGUGAGAUCACGGAGAAGAUGCUCUGCGCCGGCCUGCUGCAAGGCGGUGUCGACGCCUGCCAGGUGGGUGCUUCUCCCACCUCGCCAGGGUGCCCUCUGCACGCGGGGCAGCUCAGCUCACGCUGGCCUCUGUCUCUCCAGGGGGACAGCGGUGGCCCCUUGCUGUACGAGCAGCAGCGCUGGCACGUGGUGGGGAUUGUCAGCUGGGGCCAAGGCUGCGGCGAGGCGAGCACCCCUGGUGUCUACACCAAAGUGAAGGCCUACCUCGACUGGAUCCACACCGUGCAAAGGGUCAGCCUCCCUGCCUCGCCAGCCUGGCACCGCUCCAGGGCUCCCGGCGGCACAGUGCAGGGCCCCGCGUCUGUCCUCUGCCGGGGUGCAAGGGGAGCUGGGGCUGCCUGCGCCUGCUCCCUGCGCGGCCGAGGCCACCUGGGCCCGGGGCAGGAGCACCACGGCCGUGCUGGCCCAUGGCGGGGACACCAGCUAGGGGCCUCUCCAGAGCAGCGGGGCUGGUGCAAGCAGGCUUGGGUUUUGCCAGGGGAAGCAGUGCCUCCCGCACCGGGGCUGCCGGGCACAGGAAGGCGCGUUGGCCAGGAGCAGUCUGGGCGGGGGCCGGCUGUGUGGGGGCACUGGCCUUGCUCCUGCUCUGCUGCUGCUGCCAGUUUUAGUCUGAUUCCUCGUCUCUCUCUCCCGCCCAGUCCGAGCAGUGAGGUGCCCGGGUGCAGGUCUGCUCCCCUUCCCUGCACCUCCCUUCCCUGUCUGACUGCUGCGCACAAGCUGCUGGGAGCCUGGCCUCUGCCCUCCACCCUGAUCCCUGUCCCAAAGGCCCAGCGGCCCUGCUCAGCGCUGCCGGAGGAUGCGGGAGGAGAGCCAAGGCAGCCAGGAGCAGCAGCACCCUCCUACUUACCUUGCUCGGGCUCCUCCUGGGAGAGGACGAGGUCCACCCUCUUCGCAGAGCCGCUGCGUUGGGAAGCUCCUGUCCCUGCUGCCCCGGCAGCCGGAGGGAACAAGCAGCAUGUUCACCCUGUGCAACGCUCCAUUAAACCCCGUUCCUGUUCCCAGGGCACCCUUGCAAAGGACCGACCUCUCCUCUCCGCAGAGAUGGGCUCGACCCCACUCUGGGCCCCACAGCAGACACAAGGGCCAGCCUGAGCUGAGGCCACUGCUGGACGUGGGGCAUUGCCCAUCUCCGACAGGCAGCAGCCCCGGUCUGCGGCCGAGGGAACACGAGGCGUUCUGCUCCCCCUGCAAGACCCUGCGUCCCGCAAUCAGGCUGUGGGGCCUGGCAGGGCAUUCGGGAUCGCUGUGCCAUGUUCUGGCGGGUGGUGCUUGGCUCUCGGGUGCAGGGCAGCUCUGGGUUAUGAGAAAGAGAGGUUUGCUAAAAGGAUCGUGAUGAUCACAGGACUGAUCACUGAGCGAUCACAGCGCAUGUAAUGUCAGCGCUUAGAGACCCCAGGGCUUAUUCUGUACUACACAGCGCUGCAGCUCCACGCAGCAGCCCCCAGCGCCAGCAUGAGGCCGGCUUGUUCCAGGGGUCUGGGCACAGGCCUGGGUCCCAGGAGCUCCUCAUGGCUGGGCCUCGACGCUGGCUGUUUGCCGCGGCCCCCUCAGUCAGGGCAGCAGGACGACAGAGCUGGGGGCUCCUGGCAGUGCCAGUCCGUGCCCAGUCUGGCAGCACCAUGGGCUGUGGCCUGCAGUGGUUUAGUGCAUCAUGAGCCCUUCUGUCUGCACACUGCUGCAGCUCCCACGUGCUCAGCAUCAUCCCUGCCCUGAGCAACCAGUGCAGUGCCUCAGUUUCCCCCAUACUGAAAUGGGGACGCUCCCUGCCUCAGUGGGGCUGUCUAGGAUGAACCUGCUGGUGAUAUGAUAUGCUUGGGUGGAAGGAGCUUGGGAAGCACCGCACUUCACUAUAGCCAGCAAAUCCCCAUGGUCUGCUCAGGCUGCACGGGUGCUGGGCAGAGCGAUGCACCGGGGUGGUCUCACAGGGCCGGGGCAGGGCAGGGCAGGGCAGGGCCUCGCACCUGUCUGCAAGUCUUGCACGUGGUUAUGGCACUGUGCGCGCAGAGCACGUCCAGUCUGGGGGCGGCAGUAUCACGGCCCCCCUGGAUCUGGACAGGGAUGCAUUGCCUUCCACACAGCGUCCUGCCAGUGCUCUCCCUGCCCCGCCGGAUGCACGGGCUCCCCUUGCCCCGGGCCCGUCGCGCGUGCGGUCCAGGCUUCCACACACCAAGCUCGUGCCAGUGCUUCUCCCCGCUGCACGGUGCCCCUCGGCCCUCUGCACAGCUGCCCCCUGCAACGGUGAGGCCAAGGCGCUCGGAGGGGAACAGCUGAGCAGGGAGCUGCUGAGAAAGGAGAGAUCCCGCCACAGACACUUUCUAGGAAGGAGAAAGAGGAACAAUGGCGCCCUGUUGAAGGUGCUUUCUGUUGAGACCCGUGCCGGUGGUCUCCAGCGCGGACACCACCCCCAGCGAGGAGCUGCGAGUCCGUUGCAACAAGCCCAGUUUUCCCAUCCGGGAUCGCCCCUGCCGUGCGAAGCCCAGGCGCAGGGGCGGCUCUCGGGAACAAAGAUGCAUUGUGCGCCCGCGACCAAGUAAACAAGAACACUCCCCUGGACCGCGACCAGGAGGCCAGCCGAGUCGAGCGGGGGAGCGGCAGCUUGAACAGUUCUCAAAGACAGGAUUUAAACCAAAAAGAAAAGAAAAAGAAGAAACGAUCUGCUCUGCAACACGGCUGGCAUGUGAUACGGCUAGGAGCCAGGCCUGUUUCCCUUCACCUGUGCUGAACCUGACAGCAAGGGCUCCUAGCAUUGUGAUCAGCCCUGUGCGAAUAACUCCGUGUCCUCCUCCAGGCCCCGGCUGAGGACCACCAGCACUGCGCCCUCCUAACUAUGGCUUACAAAGCCCUUGCAGAGCUGUUGGCAUCAUCCUGUUUUGCAGGCGGAGGUGGGCCGCGCCGUAGGUCCCCGAGGGGGCGGCGAGGGCAGUUGCCAAGCCAGGAAGGCUCCGACCCCAACAGAAAACAAGGGGCUGCUGGGCAGCAAUCUCACCAGGACUGCUGAGUGGCCACGCGUCGUAGGCUGGGAGAAGCCGUGUCCUCGAGGUCCCUCAGGUGCACGUGUGCUCGCGCUCAGCCGUGCAGGAGGCCGAAGCCAACAGGAGCAGACGCCAGCAAGAGCCCAGGCAGAACAUCUCUACUAAAUGUCAACUUUUAUUUCAUUCAAGGCAAAGCUAAAUAAAACUCUACAGUGCAAAACGUGUUUUAAAGGCAACACACAGGAUGUCCGGAGACACCCCGUGUCUGUUUACAGUAUAUCCUAUAUGUAAAACCAGUACACCCGACGCACGCCCGGACGUACAGGUCUCUGUGCACGUAUGGACAGUGGGCACCACAUAGCUCAGGAGUUUGUGCCAAGGGAGCGUCCUAAGCAUGCCCGCUGCCAGGCUGCACGCGCCCGCACACCGUCGCAGACCGAGAGUUGCGGGUCAAGAACUGAUUGCGUUAAGUUUUCUGUCAAGCCAGGGGAAGAGUCCAUGCAUAGUACAGCGUUGCAUAUCAUGUGGGAAGUGGGACGAUGUCCUGAUCCUGAUUCUAAAAAAGACUGACAGGUUAUGGCCACUAAAAAUAGUUCUUUUAAAAAAACCUUUCCCUCCCCCAACUGCGCUCUCCCGGGAGAGCUCUUCUUCAGGGAGGGGCCGGGGCUGGUGGGCUAGCUGGGAGAUUGUAUGCCUUUCCUGCUAACAUCGCAUGAGUGACAAUGGUA